AAUGCUGAGUCAGCUGCUGAAGUUGAGAAUGGCUGGGACAGUGACAUGUCUGCCAUCUUGCUGCUGCUACAUUUGCUACCACCAUCUGCACAAGGUAGAAAGAGGCCGGGAAAGAUGUCUGCAUAUCAAGCUGUAGAUCAGCUCAUCAGAUUUCAAAAGGUUGGAACCAGUGUGCAGCAGCAUCUUGACAACAUCACCCAAAGCAGUCAGCCCUACCUUCUCGCCCAGGGAUCCACACAGAGCAGCAUUCACUCCUACUUCAUUGUGGUUGACAAGCAUGCUCUUCCAUGCAAGGCAACAGGUUCAGUAGGAGCUUUUGACGAAGUCUUUAAAGCCCAUUACGUAUUUGGAACGUCAUACAGUUCUUCCUUGAGCAGCUUUUUCACUUUUGUGCAAACAACCAUCUAUAACAUCGACAUGGGGGAAACAAAGGAGACUCCUAGAGUUGCUGAGUUGCGAGCAAGAAUGGUGCGUUAGUUGAGAUAAAACUAUGAAGUGUUUUCUUUGUAAAAGUGACCAUGGAAGUCCAAACAACCUUGUUAAGCACCUUAAGAUAAUUCAUGGGCUAUGUACAGGCAGGACUCUUUUUCUGAAAUGUGGUCAAGAAGGAUGCUCACGUUCUUUUGGUAGCUUUUCUGGUUUUAGAAAACAUCUUAACAAGUGCCACGGAGAAAGUUUAGUAGAUUCUAUAGAAGAUGAUCUUUCAGACCCUCAAAGUACCGUCAACACCAGUAAUAUUUCUCAUGUUGAAGUGUCGACUGAAUGUUUAGAGGCUGAGUCAGAGUUAUCUUCGCCAUACAUUGUAAAUAGUUGUGCAGCUGUUAUUUCUGAUCUAAAGGCAGCAGGUGUUGGUCAAAGUACAGUAAAUACUGUAGUGAUUUCCAUGGAAGAGAUUGUUCAAGAUAUUCAUCAGCAUGCUAAAGAAACAGUGAUAAAGCAUGUAUUUAGUAAUGAAAGAGAAACAGAAAUGUGCAAGAAAGUUGAGGCGUGUUUUGAGGGGUUAGAGAAUCCUUUCACAGUUCUAAAUUCGGAAUACAAGCGAUCAAAAUUUAUGACUGCCAAGUGGGAAAUAGUAGAACCAGUUGAAUGUGUGAUUGGUUCAAGAUUUGACACAAGACGAAAUAAAAAGACUGGAACAUAUGAUCAGGUAGUAGUUCAAGAUAAAUUCAUGUAUAUUCCAAUUUUAUCUACACUGCAGUCAAUAUUUAAAAGUCAGUAUUUUGCAGAAAUGUUGCAAAGCUCAGCUACCAGCAACUCUAGACUGAGAGAUAUUUGUGAUGGAUCUUUUUUUAAAAGUCACCCCCUGUUCUCAACUGAGAAGCAGACAAUACAGGUCCAGAUGUUCUAUGAUGAUUUUGAGGUCGCCAACCCAUUGGGUUCCAAGCGAGGUAUUCAUAAAUUGGGUGGAGUAUAUUUUACUUUAAGAAACUUCUCUCCAAAAUGGAAUUAUUUUUUGGCUAACAUACACCUGUGCACCUUAUUUCAUACUCAAGAUGUUAAACGAUAUGGUUUUAGUGACAUUUUUGCUCCCAUUGUUCGAGACAUUAAAGUGUUAGAGAGCGAUGGUAUUGAGAUUCCAUUAUACAGUGGUUAUGUACGUGGCACUGUAGUACAGGUAACAGGUGAUAAUUUGGGUUUGCAUAGUUUGUUUGGUCUGGUGGAGUCUUUCAGUGCAAGGUACUGUUGCAGGUUCUGUUUAUCAGAAAAGGAGGACUUUCAAACAGAAUUCUCUGAAGAUUCUUCCAAAAAUAGUUUAACGCACCAAAGAUAUGCAUACUGCUCACUGUCAAGAAAUGGCUUGUAAUCCAUCCCUUCCGUAUGUUUUUGGUGUGAAAAGGUCAUGCAUAUUAAAUUCAUUGAGGUAUUUUCACACAACUGAGAACUUCUCAGUUGAUGUGAUGCAUGAUGUGUUAGAAGGGGUUGGCCAGUACGAAUUGAAGUUAUUAUUUCUGUAUUUGAAUGAAAAACAUGUUACAUCAGGAGAAAUACAUUCAAGAAUACAAAGUUUUGAUUAUGGUUUCACAGAGAGAAAUAACAGGCCUGUGACUGUUAAUUUAAGUGAAGGAUCUAAUGAUCUGGGACUGAAUGCAAUUCAGUCCUGGUGCUUACUUAGGAAUGUUCCUCUUAUCUUUGGAGAUUUGGUAACUUCUACUGACCAACACUGGGGCCUGCUUCUUUUAUUAUUGCAAAUAAUUAACAUUAUAUUCUCGCCCAUGUUAUCUCAAGGUCUAUGUGUAUAUUUAAAACAUUUGAUUGUUGAUCACCAUACACUGUUUAAGAAGUUGUAUCCUCAGAAAAAACUUUUACCAAAGCACCAUUUUCUUAUCCACUAUCCCCGCUGCAUCCAGAAAAUAGGGCCUGUACUUCAUAGUUGGUGUAUGAGGUAUGAAGGCAAACAUAAUUUUUUUCAAAAAA
Coregonus clupeaformis (lake whitefish) is the source of this 2415-nucleotide messenger RNA. RefSeq lists its product as uncharacterized. The record is from RefSeq and is a predicted model, not a curated record. Bases 491 to 1804 code for a protein of 437 amino acids. The transcript is spliced from 3 exons. NCBI's taxonomy places the organism in Eukaryota, Metazoa, Chordata, Actinopteri, Salmoniformes, Salmonidae.